UUGCAUUACAAUGCUACGCUGUGUUCAAUCAAAAAAUGAGAAUGAUUUCGAUACCUUUCUGUAAAAAAGGGAACAAACAAACUUUUUUCACACCACUACGGUAAGGUCUUUAAUUGUUGUAAAGUUUGUAAGUAAAUGUAAUCGUGACUUAUACACAUUUUUUUCUAAUUAUAAUUAUUGAAAUUGUACAACAGCAAAAUUUAGCUAUAUAUAAUUCGCAACCCUGAUGCUGUCAGUUUUUCUCUGGUUAUAAAAUGAAUUCGGUUUGAAUGUUCAUUCAAAACCUCUCGUAUCAUUUUUUUCGACUUUUGCUCGUGGAGAAAAUCGAUUAAACGACGCUCCGCGAGAAACGAGAGCAUGAGAAUGUUGUUUUGUUUAUGUUUUCCUCGAAGCCAAACAUCAGCUCACUCCUCUUUCCGUUGACAGUGGCUUUAGGUGGUUUUAGUUCAUAGCAGCAUUCUCUUUGUCCACGACGCAAUGAUUUCCAAAUCUUUCUCCUCAUGUUAGUGAAAAUUUUGACCUAAAUUGUUCCACAACACCCGAAAUUGUGGUUUUAUUUGCAUACAAAUUGAUUCACGGAAUAAAAAUUCCUGCACCAAACACACGUUUUCUCUAUUAUUUAGGGAAAGGCCAAUCAACCGUAACUCCUAGCAGACAAUAACAGUGGCCAGGCAAAGCCAAAAGAAAAUAUAGGCGAAUCCCUGCCUAGGAGACAAACUAGGCACGUAGUCCGAGCACCUAUCAGCUGGGGCGUUGAGCAUUCCCUCUGUGCAGUUUCACAUCUGACACAUUCACCGAACGAAGUGCAUAGAAAUUGUUUCGAAGGUGCAGCUCCUAUAAAUGCGAAGCAACCAAAAAGUAUAUAAAUAAAACGCUUCGGAAGCUUUCCUCACACCCACGACCCACCAGGCAGGCAUACAUCUGUAACUCUGGUCCGCCUUCCACUUGCGCAAUUGUUUAGCCUCUCAUACAAAACAAAAAAAAAAACGCUUGACAUUGCUCUGUUGGGCACCCCGUUUUCAUUCAUUUUUCGCUAUACAGCGCUCAGUGCUAGGCAAAAUUCGCUUCUGGCAAGUGCUGAUUUCUAGCAGCCGCCGCGGGUUCGUAAUGGUCGGACAGCAACGUUUCCAGCUAUCGUCGGUUCCGAUUCUUAAUCGGGACCACGUCAAAAUACGGGAUCCCGGCAAGGUGGAGCACAUGCUCAAUGAGCUGGUGUACGGCGGCAUCGAUCGGCUCCAGGUAGUCACCGAUUUUGAUUAUACAAUCACCAAACAGAAGCUCGACAAUGGGGAAAAGAUUCUGACCAGCUUCGGGAUGUUCAACGAGUGCCGUUCGCUCCCGGACUCGGUGCUAGAGGAAUCGAAGAAGCUGUUUCACAAAUAUAGGCCUAUCGAAAUCGACCCGUUGAUGCCGUUGGAUGAAAAGGUGGUCUACAUGAUUGAGUGGUGGACCAAAACCGGAGACCUGCUCAAGGGUUUCCCGCUUCCCCAGGAGGAAAUAGCCGAAGUCGCGCAGCGGUUCAAAGAUGGCCUCCGCGACGGUACUCACGAGAUGUUUUUCGACCUGGACCAAAACAAGGUCCCCUGUCUAGUUUUCUCGGCUGGGCUUGGCGAUUCGGUAAUGUCGGUCCUUCGGCAAGCCAACGUACUCUACCCGAACGUAAAGGUGAUAUCCAAUUUUCUCCGUUACGAUGCCGAUGGAAAUCUGAACGGCCUGCAGGACAAAAUGAUACACACCUUCAACAAGAACGAGACGGCACUCAAGGGCACCGAGUAUUACGAUCUUGUUCACGACCGGGACCACGUGAUCGUGAUGGGCGACUCGCUGGGCGAUGCCGGAAUGGCCGACGGUAUUCCCUCGUCAUCCCACGUGCUGAAGAUCGGUUUCCUGUUCGAUCAUCCCGAACAGAACCUGCCCAGGUACAUGGAUACCUUCGACUUGGUCCUGGUUGACGAUCAGACGAUGGACGUGCCACGAGAAAUCAUAAAAAUGAUUAGAAACAAAUCUCACCAAUAAUUUUCGGACGUAAUGUACCUUUAAUUAGAUUUCCUUCUUUUCGAUUUGUGUACAUUUUUUACCAACGUAUUUCGUGUUUAAACAGCUGUGUACUUCGCGUAGAUUUCAGAAGAACAGCAAAAUCAACUGUGUUUAAAUAAGAUAGAGUUUGUUCUAGGGAAUAAGCGCCGUUGUUGUCUUUGAAAACAGAAUAGUUUAUAGACUAAUCUCUUUCUCUCUUCACUGGACACCAGACAGUGUGCUGCAUUAUUGUCAGUUGUUGUAUCUUACCACAUCGUUUACCUAAAGUCGACUAACACAGUUCAUUAAACUUAUUACCACUUAUGAUGAUCGAGAGGCCAUACAAGUACUCUUAAGUGCAACAAUUAUUGCUGUUGCAAGUCCCGUUAGUAAGGACUUAAGUGAAUAUACCGUCAAUCAGCACAAAAUCUCGAAUGGAAGAUUAAAGUGAGAAUGAUGAAAAUAAACUACAUGACUUUGACGAUUUGUCACUUUGAAAAAAG
Molecule: messenger RNA, 2519 nt
Organism: Uranotaenia lowii
Lineage: Eukaryota; Metazoa; Arthropoda; Insecta; Diptera; Culicidae
Gene: cN-IIIB
Product: 7-methylguanosine phosphate-specific 5'-nucleotidase
Exons: 4
Coding region: 1108-2016 (302 amino acids)
Biological process (GO): lipid metabolic process
Cellular component (GO): cytoplasm
Molecular function (GO): 5'-nucleotidase activity; lipase activity; magnesium ion binding
Source: RefSeq, a predicted model, not a curated record